Molecule: messenger RNA, 320 nt
Organism: Acanthoscelides obtectus
Lineage: Eukaryota; Metazoa; Arthropoda; Insecta; Coleoptera; Chrysomelidae
Source: the annotation of a GenBank genome assembly
CGAAGUUCGACACGGUUAGGAUGGGACGCCAAAGAGAGAAAUUGAUGUCUUUCUUGGAACUUACCGAGCUAGAACCUCAAUCCCACAAAGAUGGUUAGAAUAUGCUCCAAGCAUUUUUUGCAACACGAUUUCACUACUGAUGCUAGUGGAAGAACUUGGCUAAAACCUGGUGCUGUUCCAAAGUCCAUUUGGCCAGUUGUUUCCUCUCAAUGUACAUCAUCAUCAAGUAUUGAUAUUUUCCCAAAAUAAGUUUCUGUGAUGCCAAAAGGUAUUGCAAGCUCCCUAGAUGAGACUGGCAGCUCCAUAAGAAGCUCUUGAUC